This is a messenger RNA of Cooperia oncophora, 711 nucleotides long. Lineage: Eukaryota; Metazoa; Nematoda; Chromadorea; Rhabditida; Trichostrongylidae. The record is from the annotation of a GenBank genome assembly.
AUGUCAGUUUGGAAUCAUCUUGUGUGCGGUAGUCGAAUGAUUCACAAGAAGUGUCGUGUCACGGACGUCCCUUAUUUGCGGAGCAACGUUUACCGUUGCAAAGUGCCAGAUGAGAAGUUGGGAUGGAGUGUACCAUUCCCGGAAUACAACCCGCCAGACUACACUGACCCAAAGGUGGUAGGCAGAAGUUGGUCUGAUCCUGAGAUACAAGCAGGCAACUUCAGGUGGAAUGCGGUUGACGGAAAAGUCAAUAGGAAGUCAUACAUGGGUGAUUACUCUUUUGAUUCAACGUCAAGGCCAAUCAACCCAAUCGGUCGGACAGGACUUCGCGGGCGAGGCGUACUUGGAAGGUGGGGACCGAACCACGCUGCUGACCCGUUAGUCACCAGAAUCAAAGACGGAAAGCUGCAAUUUGUAGCCAUAAAAAGAUCGGACACAGGAGAAUGGGCCAUUCCGGGAGGCAUGGUGGACGCAGGGGAAGAAGUUUUCGAAACACUCAAACGUGAAUUUACCGAAGAAACACUAGGUGGUAAAGUACGAUCUGAAUUAGAUCGUUUAUGGGCAAAAGGACAAGAGCUGUACAGAGGUUACGUGGAUGAUCCCCGAAAUACUGAUAAUGCUUGGAUGGAGACCGUGUGCGUGAACUUUCACGAUUCCAGGUCUCUUGUGGAUAAAGUUGGACUGCAGGUUCGAUCUAGUUAUUUGUGCUAA